This is a messenger RNA of Gasterosteus aculeatus aculeatus (three-spined stickleback), 1317 nucleotides long. NCBI's taxonomy places the organism in Eukaryota, Metazoa, Chordata, Actinopteri, Perciformes, Gasterosteidae. The record is from RefSeq and is a predicted model, not a curated record.
CCUCGCCGGGGGGAAACUCCUCCGCCAGCUUCCGCUUGGCCGGAGCUCUGCCUCUGCCUGCCGCUUUGGCUUUAGGGGGCAUCUGCAAGCACACGGACCCGGCGUUGCGCGCUGAUGUUCACUUACAGUAACUAGCAGUGCUGAUGCUACGUGGGCGUCGUCCUUCUGUUUACUAGCAGUGGUGAUCACCGAGUGGAGAGAACCGUCUGUACAGCUGUUCACUCAUGCUCUGCGGCCUCUUUACCGUAGCGUUCCCUGGCUGCUGAAGCCGGCGGUGAACUGCUUUCUAAUCCACAUCGGAUGCUCCAUGUGGAGUCGUGAAGAGGAGGGAUGACCCACUGCAGUGACGAAGAUGAGCCGAGUGCUGAUGGAGCAGAAAGACCCGACGAGGGCCCCAGGAAGAGGAGUAAAGCGGAAAAGCACGUGUCUUUCCCCCCCGAUGAGCAGAUAGUCUCCGGCUUUGCUGAGCACAGGGACACGAGCAGAAAGGUUGACAGCUGCCUCACCUUGACGGAGGUGAUGGUGGCCUACCAGCAGAGCUGCAACAGACACCAGGUCCAACCCAGAGCUCACGUCCUGCAGCAGCUCCAGGGGGUGUGUGUAGGUGGCGGUGUGAAAUGUCUGGAUCUCCAAGGUGAGCGAUUAGACCUGCGCUCCUGUGAAGCUCUGGAAGCCGUCCUCAAAUCGCUGCACUUUGAUUUCAUCAAUCUGCAGGCAGCUCAACUGGAAGAAAAUGGAGCAUCGUCCUUGCUGGAGAUGAUUCUGUACUAUGAAUCUACAACCCAUCUUGACAUUUCUGACAACGGCAGUAUGGGAACAUGGUGUUGGAGGGCCCUCGCUCAUUUGAUAAAGCAGAGUGUGCGUCUGUCCAGACUGGACGUGUGUAACGUGCCCGUGGUGGACUACCCAGCCCGGUCCCUCUCCAAAGCUCUGCUGACCAGCAGGCUCACAGUGCUGCACCUCCACAACGCCCAGCUCAGCGGCAUGCCCCUCUACACACUGGUUGGUGCACUGAAGUCAAACAAGGCCUUGCAAGAACUCCACCUUACCAACAACCUGCUGAACAGCUACCACGAUGCCCUGCAUCUAGGAGACCUGCUGCGCUACAACACCACUUUACACACGUUGGACCUAAGCAGCAAUGUUGUAGCAGAUUCUGGUCUGGAAGAGUUGUGUGAUGGUCUGAGGUUGCAAACGGCAGGUCUCAGGGUCCUACUGCUGAGGAACAACCAGAUCAGUGCAAAUGGAAUGGUCCAUCUGGCCAGCGCCCUGACUAAUGAGUGCGAGGAGCUCUGGACAGGAAGGGGCGUGGCUUAA